Messenger RNA from Pongo pygmaeus (Bornean orangutan), 1472 nucleotides. RefSeq names its product polyadenylate-binding protein 1-like 2. The transcript is spliced from 2 exons. Gene Ontology annotation, molecular function: RNA binding. Bases 131 to 733 code for a protein of 200 amino acids. NCBI's taxonomy places the organism in Eukaryota, Metazoa, Chordata, Mammalia, Primates, Hominidae. The record is from RefSeq and is a predicted model, not a curated record.
GGAUGCGGAUGCGGAUGCGGAUGCGAAGCUGGCGGCCGAGGUGGCGGCCGAGGUGGCGGCUGCUGCGGCCGCCGCGGAUGCAGAUGCGGAUGAGGCCCUCGGGGACUGGGAGGGGAACCCAGAUUUUCCGAUGGCCUCCCUGUACGUGGGCGACCUGCACCCUGAGGUGACCGAGGCAAUGCUGUACGAGAAGUUCAGUCCAGCUGGGCCCAUCCUCUCCAUCCGCAUCUGCAGGGACAAGAUCACCCGCCGCUCAUUGGGCUACGCGUAUGUCAACUACCAGCAACCGGUGGACGCCAAGCGGGCCCUGGAGACCCUGAACUUUGAUGUCAUAAAGGGCAGGCCAGUGCGCAUCAUGUGGUCCCAGAGGGACCCGUCGCUCCGCAAGAGCGGGGUGGGCAACGUCUUCAUCAAGAACCUGGGCAAGACCAUCGACAACAAGGCGCUGUACAACAUCUUCUCGGCGUUCGGCAACAUCCUCUCCUGCAAAGUGGCCUGUGACGAAAAGGGGCCCAAGGGCUACGGGUUCGUGCACUUCCAAAAGCAGGAAUCUGCGGAGCGGGCCAUCGAUGUGAUGAAUGGCAUGUUCCUGAACUACCGCAAAAUUUUCGUCGGGAGAUUCAAGUCGCAUAAAGAACGAGAGGCCGAAAGGGGAGCCUGGGCCAGGCAGUCCACUAGUGCUGACGUCAAGGAUUUCGAGGAAGACACCGACGAGGAGGCCACCUUGCGAUGAAGACAUCCCAGGAGCUAGCCAGCCAGCAGAGCCAAACCUUGGCUCACACCCGGUUUACAACCCCCCACCCCCAGCCCUCCCCCCGCCAACCCACCAGCAGUGUAUUUAUUGUGUUGGGAGUGCAGGUCUCUCUCUCCCUCUCUCCCCCUCUCUCUCCCCGCUUCCUAUUUUCUCCCUCCACCUCUCCUCUCCUUCCCUUCCUCUCCCCCGCCCACCCCUACCAAGGGCGUUGUGAAUAAUCUUACUAAUCUGUGCCAUUUGUAGGUUAAAGGCUGCCUCUUCUCCCUGUGGUUUGGUUUAAAAAGCAUUUUCAUUCUCUCUUUGUUUACUGCGCAGGUGAUACAAUUUCAUGGUAGCAUCAUCAGAAAGGAGAAGGAUAUCAGAUGAGGGAAGAAACAAGAGAGCUUAUGAAACGUCAUCUUCAGUGCCUGCAGAGUGCUUCAGUGUAUCCGUGGACCUUAACAUUUCUGUAAUCAUUCCCGCAUUGUUGGACAUUCAGGUGGUGCCUAGUUCUUUCCCUGUGUUUAAGACCAACAUUGCGUGCUCUGUGCUUUGAUGAGUGAAUCCAAUCUUUGCUAGCAUCCCGGUGGUCUCCUUAACUGCGGACUUGCAAGAUCCACAUAUAGACAUUUUAAAGACCUUUCCUGUGUGUUGCCAAAAGGCCCCCUUCAUAAGCAUUGUACCGAUUUGCACUCGUGCCGGCCAGCGCAGCUAGUAAAGAGUAUGCCCGUUUCCCCUG